Sardina pilchardus (European sardine) is the source of this 862-nucleotide messenger RNA. It is a transcript of the gene fgf13b, whose product is annotated as fibroblast growth factor 13b. The record is from RefSeq and is a predicted model, not a curated record. Gene Ontology annotation, molecular function: growth factor activity; sodium channel regulator activity. Gene Ontology annotation, biological process: regulation of voltage-gated sodium channel activity. The transcript has 5 exons. Lineage: Eukaryota; Metazoa; Chordata; Actinopteri; Clupeiformes; Clupeidae. The coding region runs from base 105 to 698 and encodes 197 amino acids. Gene Ontology annotation, cellular component: nucleus; cytoplasm.
CAGGCUUGGCAGCACAAGGAACUGAGAAGAAACAUUAGGCUACUUCGUGAAAUCACUGGGACACCUAAUUUAACCCUGGAACUCUGCAAAACAAACGAGUAUCUAUGAAAGCGACAAAGCCCAAAGAAGACAAGGAUGCAAGCAAGGAGCCCCAGCUGAAGGGGAUCGUGACCAAGCUGAACAGCCGGCAGGGCUUCCAUCUCCAGCUACAAGCUGAUGGGACCAUCGAUGGCACAAAAGAGGAGGACAACAGUUAUGCUGUGUUCAACCUCAUUCCAGUUGGGCUUCGAGUUGUGGCCAUUCAAGGAGUGCAGACCAAGCUGUACCUGGCCAUGAACAAUGAGGGCUUUCUUUACACCUCAGAACACUUCACACCGGAGUGCAAGUUCAAGGAGUCUGUUUUUGAGAACUAUUACGUGACUUACUCCUCCAUGAUCUACCGGCAGCAGCAGUCUGGUCGGGGCUGGUACCUGGGCUUGAACAAGGAGGGCCAGAUCAUGAAAGGGAACCACGUGAAGAAGAACAAGCCGGCCGCACACUUCAUCCCCAAACCUCUCAAGGUGGCCCUGUACAGAGAGCCGUCCCUUCACGAUCUCACCGAGUUCUCGCGCUCGGGCAGCGGCACACCCACGAAGAGCCGAAGCGCGUCGGCCAUGUUGAACGGCGGCAAAACGCUGAGUCAUCACGAGUCGACAUAACCACGGCGACGCGGCCUCAGAGUCCCCCCUGCACCGGCCAGAAGACACACGCGGGACUUCCUGCUGAUACGUACCAUCCGACCAAUCAGCACAAAGCAGACACAAGAGACGGACAUCUCCAAGAAAAAAAAGGCUACUGAUUAAGCUCCUGAGAUCACUGUGAU